Messenger RNA from Lodderomyces elongisporus, 894 nucleotides. RefSeq names its product SNAP receptor. NCBI's taxonomy places the organism in Eukaryota, Fungi, Ascomycota, Pichiomycetes, Serinales, Debaryomycetaceae. The transcript has 2 exons. Gene Ontology annotation, cellular component: SNARE complex; endoplasmic reticulum. Gene Ontology annotation, biological process: retrograde vesicle-mediated transport, Golgi to endoplasmic reticulum. Gene Ontology annotation, molecular function: SNAP receptor activity. The record is from RefSeq and is a predicted model, not a curated record. The coding region runs from base 1 to 894 and encodes 297 amino acids.
AUGAUUGUAAAUACAACCACCACCACCACAUCAUCACCCACAACAUCACCCACAACAACACCCACAACAACAUCACCCACAACAGCAGUUGUGCAAAAUGAGACUGUUCCAAGUUCACAGUACUUGCAAACUUCGCCAUAUGUGGCUAAAUACAAACUAGAUCUUAUACAAUGCUCUCUCAUCAACUUGCUUUCAACACUUGACAACAACAAUUAUAGCAAAACACACAAACAACAAACCAAGAACUCUUCAAAUUCAUACACACGGACCAAGAACAAGCUUGAACACUUACUAAGUAAUGAAAUAGAUGAAAAACUAUACAUCACAAAUGAACUAAUUAAAAUAUACAACCAACAAAACACACCACCGGCUCCACACUUCUCAGAUGAAUAUUCAAUGUCACCAUCUUCAAAAACACUACAUCAAAAACACCUGUCAACAUCAUCACACAGAUCAUCAAUAAUUCCCGAGGGCGAUAACUUAAAUGAACUUCGACACCGACUUCUCUCCUCUUCAUCUUUCUCCAACAACUCCAAGGGGCAAUCAGAAACUUUGGCCGGCGAAGAUGCAUCAAAACUAAACACUUACCAUGAAUCCAUCCAAGAAGAUAUCUUAAACGAGCUUUCCCAACUCACUUCCUCACUAAAAACAAGUGCAAUGACCCUUAGUUCCAAAAUCCUCGGCGAUGACUUGAACAUCCUAAACGAAACCAAUGAAAAUAUGGUGAGAAACUCCAAUUUGUUCAAAGUAAUUGACCGAAACCUAAAUGAUUAUUUGGAAAACAAGACUGGGAACAGAAUUAGCUUGAUGUUCUUAAUCAAAUGUGUAGUUGGUGUUGUUAUUGCGUUCAUAGUGAUGAUGUUUUUCAUAGCCAUUGUCCCUCGCAUAAGAUGA